AUGUCGACCGCAGUUGCGCCCGCGACGGCAGCAUCUCUGUCCUCGCCACAUGUCACCCGCGAUCCUAGUCCAAAGAAUUGCCCGACCUUGGCUCCUCCUCCCCACCGGGCGCGGCGAAUUCCUCCCCAUCACGACUGUCUACCACCUCCCAGGAUGGUCCGCGAAGAGGCACCCCUGAGAACAAAGACCCGGCCUCCCCGUAGCGCAGGUCCGAAGAUCACCGUCAAAAAAGAACCGCCAUCCUCGCCGCGCAUGCAGAGUGGUCGCCCUCGCCCUCGCAAGCUCGACCUUUCAACCAGUCUCCCUUCCUCGAGUAACUUGUCCGUUCGACCACCCAAUGGGCCUAUGACUGCCCGUGACGGUGUCACUAUGCAGGACGUCGGACUGGCAUGUCUGUCACCCGGAUUUCAGACACAUGAUCCUGCAAUGAGAGAGCAGCUCCAACGGAGUCUCUCGGUGCGCGAACAGCAACGGUCAAUUAUUGAAGCACGGCUGCAAAUGUCAGCCAAGGAUGAAGGUCCCGAUGGCAUCAGGCCAUCUGCGCACGAGUUCUUGGGACCCAAGAGCUCGAAGCGACGGCCGCCGCCUGGCUUGUCCAUUGUCCCUCCGUCGGCAUCGCAAUUUGCCAACGAACGGGUGAUUCAAUCCGCCCCGCUGAACCAGACCUUCACUGGUCGGCACCAGCCUCAGCCUUUGACUCGCCAUGUCGUGAACCAGAGUCCGACUCUGGGCUCAACUUCGCACAUGCACCAACUUCCAGCCGCACAGACCAACAACCGCCUUCCUCCUCUGUCCGAUGUGUUCGGUUCUGAUGCUCUGGGUCGAGACAGAGAAGCAACCCGCCCAGAUGCGAACCGCCCGAGUUCACAAACUCCCCAUCGAUCACGCGAGUAUCGCUCGGCCGAAGAAGCCGUGCAAGAAAUGACCGGCGGGCGCGAUGAACUGUUGCCACGGAUCGUACACUAUGGAGGCCACCAGCCACCCACUCCGCCAUCUCCUCACGCAUUCCAUGCUGCCCCCAAGACGGCUCCUUUGGUUAGCGAAAGCAUGGUCCACCAUCCGCCUCAGGUCCCUAUGAUGCAAUUCGCCGAUACCACUGCACGCCGUCGCCCCCGGAGCGAGUACGAGCAAGAUAAUGGAAGCCCACCGCUUGGACAUGGGCCUGAGCCUCAGCACCGGCCCAACCCUGCAGCUCACGCUAGCUCGACACCCUACGGCCCCUUUGGCGCCGGUCGAGACUCGCCGGAAACCCAACGGAGAAAGAAAGAGGAAUUCCUGGGCCUAUGCGCACGGGCUUGGGAUCUCUUCCACUCUUGA
Penicillium manginii is the source of this 1317-nucleotide messenger RNA. RefSeq lists its product as uncharacterized. The coding region runs from base 1 to 1317 and encodes 438 amino acids. The transcript is spliced from 3 exons. The record is from RefSeq and is a predicted model, not a curated record. NCBI's taxonomy places the organism in Eukaryota, Fungi, Ascomycota, Eurotiomycetes, Eurotiales, Aspergillaceae.